Myodes glareolus (Bank vole) is the source of this 3851-nucleotide messenger RNA. It is a transcript of the gene Swt1, whose product is annotated as SWT1 RNA endoribonuclease homolog. NCBI's taxonomy places the organism in Eukaryota, Metazoa, Chordata, Mammalia, Rodentia, Cricetidae. The record is from RefSeq and is a predicted model, not a curated record. Gene Ontology annotation, cellular component: nucleus.
CUCCAGCUGUGCUGAGGGGAUGACGGCUUCCGAGGGGGUGGGCCUAGGCUGUGGAGGGCUCGCGGUGCGGUGGCGCUUUUCAGUCAGCCGCGCUGAGGAAGAGUCCCGCGUCUGCUCCCGCCCCCCCAUUCCCAACUUUCCUCAAGCUCCUGAGCAGACCUCUCUUUUCUCCUACUGUUUUGCCUCAGCGUUACCAGAACAAGCGCGGUGUGGUUGUGGGAGAUGGUUUUUGCUGUUUUGACCUGGUUUUAGACUUUUAAAAACAGAGAUCUGCGCAACCGGGACACUCAGAUGCAUUUUAGAUUCUCCAAGACUUGGUGAUGUGUCCAAUCUUUGACCACCAUAUCCCACCACAAAAUGCUUCUCUGCACUACCAGUGCCCACAAGCUUGAGACUGUUUAUGAUCAUAAGUUUCUCAAGAUGUCUAUCAAAGAGUCUUGUGAGAAAGAAGAAAAGUCUCAGAAAAAACAGACUACCUCUUCACCAGCUUUUAUUGAGGACAAGGAGGGAGAAAUCUCAGCAGGCUCUACUAGUUCAGCACACUGUAUUAAACUUAUUUCAGCCAAGAAGAGAAAACUGAAAUCAGAUGAUACAGACAUUGCAUACUAUAAUACAAACAGAGAACAAGAUCUGAAAAGAUCGGAUGUAGAAGUUGACACGCCCAGAAAGAGAUCAAAAUUCAGUUCUUCCACUGAAGGACCUACUGAACUCCAAGUAACAUCAUAUUCAAAUAACAAUCGAGUUACUUCACAGAGUUGUGCAUCAAAUGGAACUAAAGAUACUAAACUUAAAGAUAGUAAAUUGACAAAUAUUGGAAGUAAGCUUGAUUAUGAAAUAAAAAAACAUCGCAGCAUUAAAAUUACCAAAGAUACGAAAUCUGAAGCUGAAGGCCAGACAAAGGAAAAGAAUUGGCCUCAUUCACUUAUUCAGAAAAUGAAAGAAUUCAAGAAAGAAAAGAACAGUAAACUCAGAGACAGUUCUGAAGAAUUGGAGAAAUAUAAGAAAAAUCAGCUUCCUCAGAAUUACAAUUUCAGCAAUAUAAUCAAGGAACCGUUUGACUCUGGAAGAAAGAAGAUCAGCUUCAAAAUUCCCAAAAAGCCCUCUGGCGCCAUCCAGAAGCUUGUAAAAGGAAACGUCUUCAGUGUUGAUUCUAGAAAGUCAAAGAAUAAGCAGGAAAAAAAGGAGUGCUUGAAAAGUUCCCAGACGUCAUUCGAUUUGACCAGGCCCAAAGCCGGGAACUUGUUUUCAGAGUCCACAUGUAAGCAGACUGCCUGUGAGGGGAAAAGGAAAGACCUUCAUGAGCAUCCAAGAGUUAAUAUUAAUAGUUCAGAUUCGAAGGAAAACCGUACCCAGAAUUUUGAAACACCAUGUUCUUCAGUGUCAUCUGAGAACAUCCAAGAUACAGAUGAAGAGAUGCAGAUAGUAGAAGAGCUCCAUGCUGCACGUGUGGGGAAAAGUGUGCAUUUACCUGUGGUUCCACCUUCCGGAGAAUUAAUGAGUAUGGAAAUUGACUUGGUGGAAGAUGAUGUGCAUUCUUCUACUGUAAAUACUGCCACAGACAAAAAGCUUCUAAUUGUUAUUGACACAAAUAUUCUGAUGAAUCAUCUCAAGUUUGUUAAAAUUUUGAAGACUACAGAGAUACCAGGCUUUGAUACACUUGUGUUAAUAAUUCCCUGGGUGGUUGUGCAAGAGCUAGAUCGCAUGAAGGCAGGAAAAUUAUUAAAACAUGUCCAGCACAAAGCUGUGCCUGCAAUUCACUUCAUCAAUGACAGCCUCAGAAGUCAAGAUAGAAAGCUGUGGGGUCAGUCAUUACAACUGGCAUCCCAAAAACUUUAUGGAUUGAGUGAUGAGAACAAUGAUGAUCGAGUAUUAAAAUGCUGUCUGCAGUACCAGGAAUUAUUUCCAUAUUCUCUUGUUAUUCUGUGCACGGAUGAUAGGAAUUUAAGAAGUAAAGGACUGAUAAGUGGUGUGAAGUCACUCAGUAAAGAAGAAUUGGAUGCAGAGAUGGUAUCUUUAGCUCUGAACACAAGUGUGUGUCCUCAGCCUUGUAUUUCUAAUCAACAGCUGAAAGCAGAAACAGCACCUAUACAGGAGACAUCUAAGGAAGAAUCUACAAAUUCUGGACUGUCCAUUCUGCUUGAGCACAUUAUAUGUGAUUUUGAAAAAUCUCUUGGAACAGCUUUAUCUUCAAUAUUAGAAACAGAAAUGAAAAUUGCUUUUGGAAAUCUUUGGAUGGAGGUGCUGUACUUGAAACCACCAUGGACUCUAGUAAAUCUAUUGCAGUGCUUUAAAAAACAUUGGCUGGCUGUAUUUGGAUUAGUUAUGGAAAAUAAUUUGCUUUUAACUAUUGAGAGCCUAUAUGAAAAUCUCUUGAAAGCUAAUAAUGCAGUGGAUUUUAAAACAGUAAAAUUCCUGCUUCAGGAUUCUAAAAGUUUGUUACAUGCCUUCAGUACAAGGUCAAAUUAUGAUGGUAUUCUUCCACAGACCUUUGCGCAAGUAAACAGACUACUUCAAGUACUUGCAGAGGUCAAGACAAAACUGAAGCCAGAUUCUUCAGAAAGCACAAUGGGUAAAAAGCAGAAAGACACUUCUUUGGUGAAGCUUCAUAACCAAGAUGUUACUGUUUUCUCGGAUUCUCCUCUUCCCCAGUUCACCAGGCAUCAAGAAAUAUGGUCUAUCCUGGAGAAUGUUUGGACUUCAAUAUAUCAGAACAGCACAGAUGUGUUUCAGACACUGGACUCAAGUUCAACUCUGACCACUUCAAAAAUAGCAUCAUUUGAAGAAGCAUUUAUAUAUCUUCAAAAGUUAAUGGCAGCUGUGAAGGAUAUUCUUGAAGGAAUUAAAAGAAUUUUAGCUCCUAAUAGUAAUUUCCAAGAUGUUGAGACUCUCUAUAACUUCCUAGUCAAGUAUGAGGCCUUGCAAAACGAGAUUCGUCCAUCAGAAAACUGGGAAAAAUUAACCAUUGGAUGCCAACAACUGAUUGAGAUGGAAUAUACCAUGCAGCAGUGCCAUGCAUCUGUCUGUAUGGAAGCCAAAAACAGAGGAUGGUAUGAAGAAAUGUUCAACAACAGGACUUAAGUUCUUGGGAGGAAUGACGUCUAUCAUCAUGGAGUAACCCAGUAACUUUCAAACUGAUUGCUUUGUUGAACCAAAUGUAGGAUAAUUACAAAAAAUCUUUCACAAAUACAAAGAAAAAAGUUUUAUUGACCAUCUCAUUGAAUCCAAUGUAGGGUAAACUGUAGACUCAGCCCUUCUGGAGUUGACAAUACUUCCUACCUCUAAAGAGAAGAGAGCCAUCUUCUUAGUGUUCCUGAGGCAGGAAUCACUGUGACAUGACGGCAGCCCACAGCCUUAGUAUCUCCUAACUCUGAAUGUGGGCAUGUGACCAGACACUGCCAAGCCCUAAGAUUGAAGACAUGACCAUGCUACCACAUUCCACGAAUGGGCUGCUUUCAUGAACAAACUGCCAUUUCUAUAAAACUGGUGGGAAAAACCACCACCACUUUCAGGGAUAUGAAGUAGAAUUUUGAUCUAGUAGUACCCUCUCCUCUGUAGCUGCUUUAGGGGUUGCGUCAUUUUUCUGUGCAUUUCCAAUGGGGAAGAACCCCCUCUGAGGUUGCCCCUUAAAUAUGAAGCAGUAUGGAUUUGGGGAAUUAGAUGGCAGUGGCUGCUCUUUGCCCCUACCUAAAACUCAAGUGUUUUAAUUGACUUAGUUAUACAUUAAGUUGGAAAUCCUUGUUUACUGAAGUGUAUUGUAUUAUGUUUUUGUUAAUAUAUUAGAUUAAGUCAAAUUUGAUAUUCUAUAAUAAAUGUUUAUUUUAAAUAACAAUAAAUAACUUAUUUUAGUAAUA